This is a messenger RNA of Hypoxylon trugodes, 3942 nucleotides long. RefSeq names its product RecF/RecN/SMC protein. Gene Ontology annotation, molecular function: DNA binding; protein binding; ATP binding. Gene Ontology annotation, cellular component: nucleus; chromosome; cohesin complex. NCBI's taxonomy places the organism in Eukaryota, Fungi, Ascomycota, Sordariomycetes, Xylariales, Hypoxylaceae. The transcript is spliced from 5 exons. The record is from RefSeq and is a predicted model, not a curated record. The coding region runs from base 132 to 3914 and encodes 1260 amino acids. Gene Ontology annotation, biological process: sister chromatid cohesion.
UCCAAGGCCGCCUAGCGACACUGGGUCCCCUUUCGCAUAUUUCUCGCGUCGCGUCUUCAUACAACCAUCUAUCUAUCCCGCAGCCAUCAUUCACUACUUGCCCACGAUACGACUUUACCAAUUAAGUCAAGAUGGGGAAACUCAUUCGCCUCGAGUUAUUCAACUUCAAGUCCUAUAAGGGACAUCAUAUUCUCCUCUUCGGCGAUUCGUACUUCACCUCCAUCAUCGGUCCAAAUGGAUCCGGUAAAUCUAAUUCUAUGGACGCCAUAUCUUUCGUCCUAGGUAUCAAGUCGUCGCAUCUACGUUCGGCCCAUUUAAAAGAUUUGGUAUAUCGCGGUCGAGUACUGAAAACAUCCAAGAUUAACGACGAUGGUUCGGCCGCCGAGCCGACUACAAAUGGACAUACAAACGGGCACGUUAAUGGUGACGACGAUGAUAAACCAAAUCGCAGCGAUCCAAAGAACGCCUGGGUUAUGGCUGUGUACGAGGACGACGCCGGAGAUGAACAGCGAUGGAAGCGCACUAUUACAAGCCAAGGUUCGAGCGAAUAUCGCAUUAACGAUACCGUUGUCUCGGCUCAGGAGUAUAACAGAGCUCUCGAAGAGGAGAAUAUUCUUAUUAAGGCCCGGAAUUUCCUUGUUUUUCAGGGUGACGUCGAGGCCAUCGCGGCCCAGUCUCCUCAGGAUCUAACUCGACUGAUCGAGCAGAUUUCAGGCAGUUUAGAGUACAAAGCCGAUUACGAACGACUUCAAAGCGAAGCGGAUCAAGCCGCUGAAAAUACCAAUUUCCAGCUUCAGAGGCGUCGCGGUAUCAAUUCCGAAAUCAAGCAGUAUCAAGAGCAGAAACGCGAGGCCGAAAACUUUCAAAAGAAAACUGAGGACCGUGAUGCCGCUAUUGUCACUCAUAUCCUAUGGAAACUAUACCACUUUCAGCAGAUUAUGGACGACUCUAGCGCCAAGAUUCAAGACCACCAGGAAAAUCUGAAGGAAUUCCGCCGCAAUGUUGAAGGCUUUGAAAGGGAGCUCGAGGCCGCCCGCAAGGAACAGGCCAAGGCCGCAAAAGCCGUUCAUAAGGCAGAACACGAUAUUAAGAAACAGGAGAAGGCGAUCGAGGAGAAGGAGAAUAGCCUUGUCCCUGUCGAGGAAAAGGUGCAGCAGACAAGUACCCAGGCCGAUACUAUCCAAAAGAGGAUCGAUUCUGUUAGAAAAGAACGCGACGAACAGCGCAAAUUAAUCGCCAAGAUCGAGAAGGACCUAGCUAUUGUCCAAAAGGCUCAAAAACAGUUCGAAGACCAAUGGAAAGAGACAAUGAAGAAGCAAGGGAAAGAACUAAGCGACGCCGACCGGAAGGAGUACAACUCUCUUCGGGCGCAAGCCCUCAACAAAUCCGCGGAUAAUCAGGCCAAAUUGGAAAAUCUAAACCGUCAACUCAAGACCGACGAGGUUACCGUUAAUAGUUUAAAGGGCAAAGUAGAUGGUUAUCAAGCCGCCUUAGAAAAGUUGGAGAAUGAAUUGAUGGCCAUCCAAGAGCGGAAAACUUCGACCGAGGUCACUGUCAAGGAACUCUCAAGCGGGAUAGAAGCCAAGAAGAAGGAAUUCAACCAACUUCACUCAGAAAAGGUUCGCACCAAUCAAAGACAUACAGAACUUGAGGAGAAGCUCCAAGACGUCCUGAGAAAGCUGCUAGAGGCGGACGACGGCAGACGCCAGAAUGAUAAGGAGGCACGAGUCAAAGAAAUGGUUACAUCUUUAAAGCGUAUCUACCCUGGAGUUAAAGGCAGAGUCGGCGAAUUAUGCAAGCCGAAACAGAAAAAGUUCGAUGAGGCGGUCAUUACCGCGCUCGGGCGCGAUUUCGACUCGGUCAUCGUUGACAGCGAAAAAACAGGUGUUGAGUGUGUUCAAUAUCUAAAGGACCAGCGAUUCCCGCCAAUGACCUUCAUCCCGUUAGACAACAUCAAAGUCAACCCGGUGAAUACGGCUGUUAAGGGCAUUUCCGGUGCGCGGUUGACGAUUGAUGCCAUCGAUUUUGACUCUUCUCUCGAGCGAGCCAUGUCUUAUGCCUGCGGCGGCUCUAUCGUAUGUGAUACCCUCGAAAUUGCGAAACAAGUAUGCUACCAGCGAAGAAUUCAAGUCAAGGCGGUAACCUUGGAAGGCUUCGUCAUUCACAAGGCGGGUUUGAUGACUGGUGGAAGGGGUCCGGAAAACAAGGGAAACAAGCGUCGCUUUGAAGAGCACGACGUCCAGAACUUACAAAAAAUGGCGGACAGAUUUCGGGAUGAACUUGAAAAACUACCCAAACCCGAUCGUCGUGGCGUAGCAGAAGAAACAUUACGCAAUGAACUCCAAGGCCUUGAGUCGCGUCUAGCAUUCGCCAACAGCGAGCUCAACGCCUUUAAUCAAAAUAUCGCUAGUAAGAAGAAGGAACUGGAUCACGUUAAGCGCCAACUUAAGGAGUGGCAGCCCAAGUUCGAAGAAGAAGAUAACAAAUUGCAGAAGACGCGAGCAUCAGUUGAAAAGUUCAAGGCUGCAAUCGCCGAGGUAGAAGAUAAGAUCUUCGCCGACUUUUGUAAACGACUUGGAUAUUCUGAUAUCCGAGCCUACGAAGCACAACAAGGUAGUUUAGAGCAAGAAGCUCAUGAGAAACGCACACAGUUUGACCUCCAAAGAGCGAGGUUGGAAAGCAACAAAAGUUGGGAAACCUCGCGGCAUAACGAGACUGAGAGCAGGCUCCGCAACCUGGAAGAUCGUUUGAAGCGACUUUCUAAAGAUAUCGAGUCAUAUCAAUCUGAGAAGGAAGAGAUCGAAGCGGCUUUAGGCGAAGAUCAAGACCAACUUUCAGCUCUUCAGGAACAACUAAGUGAACUCAAGGAUGAACUGGCGACAUGCACCGAGGUAGUGAAUGCAGCUAAGGUGGAAGUACAGAAGAGGAGUAAAGAUAUUGAAAGCAGACAGAAGGCGAUAAGUGCUUUGGAGACAGAGGUGAGGAAGAAUAGUGCCGGAAAAUUCGCUCUAUUACGACGAUGUCGAUUGGAACAAAUCAACAUUCCUCUCGUUUCAGGUUCGCUUGAUCAUCUCCCAACCGAAGACAAUCUUUUGCAUCAAGACACAGAGGCUAUGGAUGUAGAUGAUGGUGAUGAUGAUGACGGCAAUAUGGGCGAUGCCAUGGAUGACUACGGCAUUGAGAUCGACUUCAACCAGUUAGAUGAAGAUCUAAAGAAUCCCGACGACGAAAGCAUAGAAGAGACUCUACAAGAGAAGAUCUCUUCGCUUACCAGCGAACUAGAGAAGCUAAACCCCAACAUGCGAGCAACAGAACGCCUAGAAGUAGUGGAGGCACGGCUCUCAGCUACCGAGAGAGAUUACGAUGAGUCAAAAGCUGCUUUCGUCGCUGCAAAGGAUGCUUUCGACGAGAUCAAAACUAAGCGCUAUGAGCUCUUCAGUAAAGCUUUCACGCACAUACAGGAACAAAUCUCUCAUGUGUACAAAGACCUCACACGUUCGGACCAAUAUCCACUCGGAGGCCAAGCCUACCUAGAUAUUGAAGAGGAUACGGAUAAACCGUAUCUUUCAGGGAUCAAAUACCAUGCUAUGCCGCCGCUAAAGCGAUUCCGAGAUAUGGAGCAUCUGUCCGGUGGCGAAAAAACCAUAGCUGCGCUUGCCUUACUUUUCGCCAUCCACAGUUACCAACCUAGUCCCUUCUUCGUAUUAGAUGAGGUGGACGCUGCGCUUGACAACGCCAACGUAGACAAGAUCAAGAACUACAUCCGAGAGCACGCGGGCCCCGGCAUGCAGUUUAUCGUCAUCAGCCUCAAGACCGGUCUAUUUCAAGACAGUGAGAGUUUGGUGGGCGUGUACAGAGACCAAGAAGUCAACAGCUCGCGUACUCUAACCCUUGAUUUGCGAAAAUACGUAUAAUAUCCAAAAUUCGUUCUGCGGGGAAACG